AUCCCUUGAUGUACUAUACAACUUAAAAACAAGAAUCAAAAGACAAAGCAUACAGCAGAAAACAAUGGGGACCGAAACCCCUUCAAUGUCCUCUCUAGCCUCACGAAUAUGCAAUCACAUGGCCUCCAUCUUUGCCAAACCCACUGGCCCCCACCCACCACCCUUGGACCUCAUGAUCACCACUCUCACUUCCACGGCAGCCCAAAAUGGUCGUGUCUUCCUCUAUGGGGUUGGUAGGGAGGGCCUGAUGCUCAAGGCUCUAUGCAUGAGGCUGGCUCACCUUGGCAUCUCUACCCACUUUGUCUUUGACAUGACAACCCCACCAAUCACUUCAAAUGACCUCCUCAUAGCCUCUGCUGGACCUGGAGGAUUCUCUACUGUUGAUGCUUUAUGCUCACUCGCAAGAUCGUACGGUGCUACAGUGUUGUUGUUGACGGCUCAGCCUGAGACAGGAUCCUGUGUGAAGCAUGCUAGUGUGGUUUGCUAUGUGCCAGCACAGACCAUGGCUGAUGAUAAGGGUGAUGGCGAUGGCGGGGAGGAGAAAUCUAGGCCUUUAAUGCCUAUGGGAAGUGUUUUUGAGGGGGCCUUGUUUGUGUUCUUUGAGAUGGUUGUUUACAAGUUAGGUGAGGCUUUAGGACAGAGCCCUGAGGUCAUUCGAUCUCGCCAUACCAACCUUGAAUGAAAAAAAUUGGUUUCUUUCCAGCAAUUUUGUAGGCACUCCAAAAUCUCCAUCUGUUGAGCAAAAUCACGUCAGUCUUACCUUUCUCCGUGAAGAGUUGAUCCGCCUCCCAUGCCGGAUUAUGGAUUAGAUCCUAUCAUCUCUUCAAAGUCAUCGUCGUGUUUACGGAGCUGUACAUGGAAACUUUCCAUUAAAAUGGGCGCGCAUGCCUCUCAGUCACUUCUUCAAGGAACAUUUCUUUCUUUCUCUGUAUUUCAAUCCUUGACGUGGCAGACCGACCCCUGCUGCUUGCUGCUCCUGUCAUGUUCGCCGAUGAUCACGAGGUCAGCAGUCAAUUCAAGUGGAUUGCCAGAUGGAUAUCACCACAUGGCAGUAUGCGAUUAGCGCAGGCAUCGAGCCCCACGUGCACGGGGGUUUUCCAUCACGUGGCCUUGUAAUAGCCAGGGAAAAAAUCAAAGAGCAUGGACUUUGCAGGCUUGUGUCUCUGCUGGCUCAACAUACGAUGAAGGUCGUCUUGAUUAAACUCUCUUCACGCACGCCACUAGAAAGAAAGCCCAGUGAAUUACUCUAUAUUUUGCUCUGCACGUUACUACCCCUUUCAAUCCCUAUUUCACUAACCUAUUCUUUGAAGCCAAAAUUGUUAAAGAUCAUGGGUUGGAAAAAUCAGCUAAAAUCAAUCCCAAAAAAAUACGUUAUUUUAAGUCUUUUUCUUAAAAAAAAAUAAAUUAAUUAAAUUUUAAUCAAAUCUAACCAUGUUAACUUCCACAUGAUCUAACAUUCAAAAUUCAGCUCAACAAGUUGAUCCCAAUACUAGAACAAAAUUGAGAUUGUGAUCAAAUUCUACAAAUGUUACGUCAUUAAACGAUCUCCUUCUAAUUUUUCGAAUAAAACACAAUUAAAAAAAAUAAAAAUAUUUUUUUUUUAACUGGGUUGGACCCGAUUCAAUGCUUUGGACCGGACCCGCGUCGGCCGGAAUAGUUGAGAGUGAAACUCUCCAUUGUACAAAAACACAGCAGGAAGAAGCAUGAAAACAUUGCUCUAGUAGAACCUACGGUUAAACCUCAUUUUUAAUGGGUCCCAUAAGCCAAAUCACAGCUACUACUUACAACCAAACAUUAUAUUAUUGAGUUUAAAAAACAAAAACAGCUGCUGCAGAGCCAAACGCCUUCGUUGAAUCGACAUUCAAAGAGAGGUCCAAUUAAUUAUUAAUUAUAUAUAUAUAUUUUUGUCUAUAUAGAGUGGAAUGGCUCUUCUCUAAUUUUUAAUCCUCGUUCCACUUUCUUAAUGUUUGAAUCUUAAAUGUUGUAAUGUAAAUGUCAAAUCUUGAUUAUUGUAGUGUUCUUUAAAAAUUAGGGUAAUAUUGCCCAGUGCCAUGAUAUUCUUCAAAUUUCAAGAUUUGUUUGCCAAUUUGGACUUAGUUUAGGAGACAAUCUUUUCUUUGAUAUUUCUUUAUUUUAACUUAUUUUUAAUUCCCUUCCAUUUUUUUACCCCCCCCCCCCUAAUUUAUAAAAUUCAACUUUCUAGCCAUCAAGAUCCAUACAUACGUAUUCCUAAUUUCAAGUAUUCUUCAUUUGAAAUACUUCCUAUAUACACACACAUAAUAAUUAAUUAUAUAUAUUUUUAUUUUACAUAAGAUUAUCGAGAUAAUUCGAGUCUCAACAAAUAUGAUUUUCUCAUCAAUAAUAAUAAUAAUAAUAAUAAUAAUAAUAAUAAUAAUGUAAUUGAGAAAUACUAGUCGUAGUAUAUCUAAAAUCAUGCAUGGUGGACUACCCAUGAAAGGAAAAUCAAUGGAGCGUACAAAUAAAUUCUUGUAAACCAGGAAAUUAUAAAGUCAACAUCUCAGAGUUUGACCACUAGAAGGAGGAGGAGGGCACAAAUGUAAAUUAGAAGAGAAAACAAGGGUCAUAACAUAAACACAAAACAAAAAAAUCAAACCCACCGGGAGCAUAACCUAAAACUCCAAUGUUAGAUUUUUAUGCGAAAGGAUUCUUUCUUGUCCCCCGAAAAUAUCUUUCUUUAUCGGUUCCAACCUUUGAUCUUUUGGCCCUCAUGAGAUAUUUUCGCUUACAGGCCCCCCUAUUCCACCCACCUCCUCGACUACCCUAAAACCAACCGUACUCUCUCUCCCUGUCUCUCUCUCUUAAACAAAUAUUAAUAAUUCAUCUAACCCUAGUUUUCAGAUAAUUACAUAUUGAAUUUGAAGUUUUUUUUUUUUUUACUCGAGAGCAUCAAAUAAAAAAUUUUAUUUAAUUAUUUAUUAAUUAAAUACCAUAUUAUUUUGAAAGGAUAUUUUUUUAUAUAAAAAACCUUCAAUUUAAAUGGAGGUAAAACCAAUAUAAUUAUGCAAGUAAACAUAUUCAUAUAUUUUUUUAAUUAAAUAGAACAUAAAAUUCACAUACUAAAUUAAGAAAAUGUGAAAAAGUUUAUACUAAAAAAAUAAUUAUGAAGGUAAACCUCAAAUACAAUUAAAGAAACAAAAUCUAUAACAUGAUAUGUGCUUCAUUAAAAUUAAAAUUAAUUGGGGUUUGGAUCUCAUAGAAUUCUAUGAGUUAAAACUUGAAGAAUACAUACAGGGAAAAGGAAUAAAAAUAAAAUAAAAUACACGUGUUCAUUUAGGAAAGCGAGUACAAACUUUGAGUACUCUCGUGUCAACAAGCGUAGCCACAAGGAGAGUUCUUAAAGAAUAAACAAAACCACCCUAAACAACGAGCUCUAUAUAUCUAGGCAUGAAACCAUUGGCGAAACCCCAAAAAUCACUUGAAAAUUGCAACAACAGCAAGAAAAAGCCCUACCCAUAAAUCCUUUUCCCGGCCGCUGAUCCCAACAAGCUGAAUUUUCCGGUGGCAUGGACCCUAACAUCUCCAACAACAGCAACAAAAGCAACAAAACUGAACAUAACUGGACAAACGAGGAACACCUGCACUUCUUGCAAUCAAUGGAGGCAUCGUUUGUCCGUACAAUGCUUGAAAACAAUGGCCCUCUCCUUCGUCUGGACCGGUACUUGCCGGACAGUUCAGAGUCAACUCUUGAUUUGAAAUCUCAGAGAAAGAAGAAACAUGGCACCCCAGAUGUUGUUGGUGCAUCAAGAACAAGAAUGGAGGGUAGAGUUGAUAAGAGAUCAACAAGGAGAUUUUCUUCCCACCAUAAGCAUUAUGAUCCUUCACAAGAUCAGGUUGGUGACACCCAAUUUCUAGCACGAGAAGAGAGCAAUUAAUGGUGGUCCCACAGGCUGAUAUCAGAACGAAUGACAAAGAUGAAAGAGACCUUCCUAAUGUAGCAGUUGCACCGCCACCCAUGGCUCCAGCCAGCUGAUGAAAAAAGAUUCUUCCUGUAGUAGUGGCCUCUUUUCUUUUCCCUGUCAUGGUUUUUUCUCUCCUUUUACCAGUAGCGGCUUGUUGUAAUGUUGGUGUAGCAUUAAUGCAUGAUUUGUGAGACAUUAUCAUGUUAUUAAUUAGGGCCAUUUCAUGAUUAAUUAGAACAAAGGUCGCUUCAUAUAUAUAUAUAUAUAUAUAUAUAUAUGAUUAUGGGCGCGUCAAUAUCCCUGGCAACCUCUAGGAUUUUGACAAAUCUCUUGACUUUUUGUUUUAGAUUCUUGAUUUAGUCGUUUAGAACGCAAAGUAGAUAUUUUAUGGCUGGACAGAGAUUGUUUUUAGGCAGUUAAUUAAAUAUAAAUAUAUAUAUAUAUAUGUGCAAUUUUCUCUC
This is a messenger RNA of Populus trichocarpa (black cottonwood), 4381 nucleotides long. RefSeq lists its product as uncharacterized. The record is from RefSeq and is a predicted model, not a curated record. Lineage: Eukaryota; Viridiplantae; Streptophyta; Magnoliopsida; Malpighiales; Salicaceae. The transcript is spliced from 6 exons. Gene Ontology annotation, biological process: carbohydrate derivative metabolic process. Gene Ontology annotation, molecular function: carbohydrate derivative binding; isomerase activity. The coding region runs from base 65 to 682 and encodes 205 amino acids.